Messenger RNA from Dermacentor andersoni, 2417 nucleotides. RefSeq names its product nose resistant to fluoxetine protein 6-like. The record is from RefSeq and is a predicted model, not a curated record. NCBI's taxonomy places the organism in Eukaryota, Metazoa, Arthropoda, Arachnida, Ixodida, Ixodidae.
UUAAAGCAAGGUGAACUGUUCGCACCGUUUCAUUUUUCUCCCUAUCUUUCCGGAGUAACAUGCUAAACAUGGCGCCGGCCUAACUUGUCCAUGAUCCGUUAAAUCUCUCUCUCCAUCUCUCUGCAAUCAAACCUUUCUUCUUGUCAUAAUUCCUAAGCUGGAAUUUAUUGAAAAAUAUUUAACCCAUAUGCAAGUGAAUAGAGUAGAAUGCAGACAACGCAAUUGCAUAUUUUAAAUAUUUAGUCAAUGCAGCCAGGCAAACUUUAUUUUUUUUAUUUUAUUUUAUUUUAUUUAAAAUACCUUACAGGCCCAUUUAAGGGCAUUGGGUAAGGGGGGACACAAAGUAAGUGUUUCAACAGGAGUAAAUAAUAUAAACAUCAAUACAGGCUUUCUCCACUUUUCCUUAAAGAACAUGUCGCUUCCUCUCUCUUUCUCUAUCUCUAUCUCUCCAUCUGUCUCUCACCUUUUGUUUUCUCUUUUCAGUGCUUAACGGGUCCAAUACAUCAGUCGCAGUGUCAGCGUGCCGCUCGCGGAACGACUUCAGCAUCACCCACGUGCAGCUGGCAGUAAUAUGCAUCUUCAUCGUCUGGAUCACGUUAAUCGCCAUGUCUACUUUGGUGCAUUUCUACUGGGACAGGAAGGAGUCGUCGGCCAAGAAGAUCGCUGAUUCUUGCCACCGGAAUUUGACGGUGGCCAUCUCGGCCGUGACGAGCAUCAAGCGUCUGCUGCUGGUCCGCCAAGAGAAGCACAUGUCCGCCGUGCAGCCGCUCAAGACGGUCAGCCUGCUCUGGAUCGUCCUCGGCAUGACGUACAGGGCCCGGUUACUGGAACACGGCGAGCACGAGGUGGACAAGCAAUGGCGGCACGGCGCCCUGCACACGAUCGCCACCAGUUCAGACCUGGCGUACACCACGCUGCUCGUGCUCAGCGGAUACGCAGCGGCCAACACAGUCCUCGAGCUGCACAGACUUAAAGUUGGCUUCUGCAGGAGACUGCUAGCCGUCCACUGCUUAAAGAACAGGCUUACCGCGUCAGUUCUCUUCAUCCUGGGCGUGUUCGUGCUGUACCCGCUGUUUGUGGACGGCCCAGCCGCCGACCGGGUGCUGCCGCGGCUCAGCGACGUCUGCCAGCGACGAUGGGGGUUCGUGGUCGUGCACCUCAACAACUUGCAGGGACGCGGCGAGGUGUGCUACAAUCCUCUGUGGUACAUAUCGUGCGAGAUGCAGAUAUUCGUCGCCCUCUCCGGAAUCGUCGUUCUCAUAAGAAGGUUCAAGAGAACAUCGUGCAUCCUUCUCGCUUUCAUCGGCAUCGCCGCACUUGCAGCAGUGUCUGCCGCAGUGGUCGUCAGGGGAUACCAGCCUCCCGUGGCCAUCCACAGCAGGGAAUACGUGAGGACGCUUAGCGAAGUUGUGUACCUGCCAUUCCUACACGCUCCGGCAUUCAUCAUCGGCGUCCUCUUCAACAACUGGAUAACCAGGGUGUGCAGAGUGAGCAUUUCUAAGUGCGCGCGUGGCGUCUUCUGGCUCCUCUCGGCCACCGCACUGGUCUGGGGCGCCCUCUAUCCGUGCCUCUGGACAUCCUGGGUUCCCGUGCCGACGGCAGCGGCCUCGGUGCUGUUCAUCGUGGGCCUUCGGCUGGUCUGGUGCGUGGCCAUCGCCUACGUGCUGUGGGCUGCCACAACCUGGAAAUCCGGACUGGUCCGCGACGUUCUUGGCUCCCGCACCGUUGCUGCAUUGGGAAGGCUCUCGCUGGGCGCCUACCUCUGCUCCUGGAUGAUCGUCAUGCACGGCGUGCUCUCUGCACGCAACAAUCUUGAGAACGCUCAAGCCUUUCUUAUUCGGGACUUCGUGGCCAACACGGUUCUGAGCUACGCAGGCGCGUUGCUCUUCUACGUGGUGUGCGACGGGCCGGCACAGUCGCUCUGCUCGCUGCUGCGCACUUUGGUGAUCGGCCGCGAGGCGGCGCGGCGGAGGCAAUCGUUCGACGAAUGUGACCGCAAAGUGCGCUUCCUCUCGGAGCUGCUGGGCAUGGAGUCGCCGAGGACUGCCAAAGAAUUGCAGCAACCGCAGCAUGUGUCGCGGACGCUGCAGAGGUUCUCGUCGCUCAAGGACAUGGUUUUGCACUUGUGAACAUCUGUCGAGGCUUCAGACUUGUGGUGCCAACAGGCCUCGAGAGCGUGAACAAUGCCGGUGCUUCUGGACCUUACUGUGAUGACCGUGCGUGCUUUCAAGGACCCAGGACCGGGCGUCCACACGAGGCUAAUCGAGCCAGUGUCGGUGUCUUAGCAAGGAGGUCGCUAAAUUUAGCGAGUUUUUAGUCACCUUAGCGGCAACAUUGCCUUUUUCAAGUUUCAGUGACAUUUCUGUGACCUUUAUGUAGCGUGAACAUCCAUUAAAUUGUACUUCACGUUCAUUUUA